UGCAUUGCGACCGUCACAUGUGUGUCGCAACCGGCCGGUCGAAACAUUGACGUCUGGCAGAUGCUAUUAUUGAUCUUGAGCCCUUCUUUACUAGUUUGGACCUCUUAUAUUUAAAUCAUGGGGAUUCUGGAAAGGAUUGCUGAAAUAGAGGCAGAGAUGGCUAGAACCCAGAAGAACAAGGCGACAAGUGGUCAUCUGGGUAUGCUGAAAGCCAAACUUGCUAAGCUGAGAAGAGAACUUAUUACUCCUAAAGGAGGUGGAGGAGGAGGGGGAGGAGAAGGUUUUGAUGUUGCCAAAACUGGAGAUGCAAGAAUAGGCUUUGUUGGGUUUCCCUCGGUGGGCAAGUCUACCCUUCUCAGUAACUUGGCUGGUGUCUACUCUGAGGUAGCUGCGUACGAAUUCACUACACUCACCACAGUACCUGGUGUUAUUAGAUACAAGGGUGCUAAGAUUCAGUUACUUGAUCUGCCUGGUAUCAUUGAAGGAGCUAAAGAUGGUAAAGGAAGAGGAAGACAGGUUAUUGCAGUGGCAAGGACAUGCAGUUUGAUCUUGAUUGUACUUGAUGUUCUCAAACCCCUGAAGCACAAGAAACUCAUUGAACAUGAACUUGAAGGCUUUGGCAUCAGGUUGAACAAGGCUCCUCCAAACAUCGGAUACAAGAGGAAAGACAAGGGUGGAAUCAAUCUGACCUCUACCUGCCCUCAGUCAGUGCUUGACCUAGACACCGUGAGGACAGUCCUAUCGGAGUACAAGAUACACAAUGCUGACAUCACUCUAAGGUCUGAUUCUAGUGUUGAUGAUCUGAUUGAUAUCAUUGAAGGAAACCGGGUCUACAUCCCAUGUAUCUAUGUGCUCAAUAAAAUUGAUCAAAUUUCUAUUGAGGAAUUAGAUAUCAUCUAUAAGAUUCCACAUUGUGUGCCGAUCUCUGCCCAUCAUAAAUGGAACUUCGACGACCUUCUGGAAAAGAUCUGGGAUUAUUUAAAUCUGAUAAGAAUAUACACCAAGCCUAAAGGUCAGUUGCCAGAUUAUGAGGCUCCCAUCGUUCUCAAGAGUGAAAACUGCACUGUGGAAGAAUUCUGUAACAACCUUCACAAGAGUAUCCUCAAAGAACUUAAACAUGCCCUAGUCUGGGGCUCGUCUGUAAAGCACAACCCACAGAAGGUUGGUAAAGAACAUGUACUAAAGGAUGAGGAUGUUAUACAGAUCGUCAAAAAGGUAUGAAGAUGAUACUCACACAAGCACAGAUCAUUCUUCCUCAAAACUCCUGACAUGACUUCCAGAGUUUUCCUGAGUUUUGAGACAAAUUUAUGGCAUUAUUUCGACCCUACACAACCUGUAAAUCAAAAUUAUUACAUGAUGGAUUAUGUUUAACUCCGGGGAGGGGGGGGGGCAGCUUCCAUUGACGAAUGGAUACCAUGCGCGACCAUGGGGUCUCGAAAAGCACCUAAACACGUAUUUUCAGGUUUCUAAAAAUGCACCCCUUAACAAGUAUUGGCGUGUGAAACGAUACCCUUAACAUGUAUUGGAAACAAAACGAUACUCUUGGCAAGUUCCCUGAAUUGACCCCCUAAACAAGUACAGCGAUAUUUUUAUUGUUAUGUCACAGACGUCGGUCGUCGGCCUACCUAAUUCACCCACAGCAUUGGGUUUAGUACAGCCCCACGUACCUCACAUCUUGCCCAGAUCGUACUCUAAACACGUAGUGUUGA
Lytechinus variegatus (green sea urchin) is the source of this 1709-nucleotide messenger RNA. RefSeq names its product developmentally-regulated GTP-binding protein 1 (gene drg1). The transcript has 12 exons. Gene Ontology annotation, cellular component: cytoplasm. The coding region runs from base 118 to 1221 and encodes 367 amino acids. Gene Ontology annotation, molecular function: GTPase activity; GTP binding. Gene Ontology annotation, biological process: cytoplasmic translation. The record is from RefSeq and is a predicted model, not a curated record. NCBI's taxonomy places the organism in Eukaryota, Metazoa, Echinodermata, Echinoidea, Temnopleuroida, Toxopneustidae.